Messenger RNA from Saccostrea echinata, 1036 nucleotides. RefSeq names its product ribosome-recycling factor, mitochondrial-like. The transcript is spliced from 6 exons. The record is from RefSeq and is a predicted model, not a curated record. NCBI's taxonomy places the organism in Eukaryota, Metazoa, Mollusca, Bivalvia, Ostreida, Ostreidae. Gene Ontology annotation, molecular function: ribosomal large subunit binding. Gene Ontology annotation, biological process: translation. The coding region runs from base 182 to 988 and encodes 268 amino acids. Gene Ontology annotation, cellular component: mitochondrion.
UUCAACAUCGAAUACAAGUUUCAAUGACACUGCGAGCAAGUGUGAGGAGGAGUAGAAGACUAUAUUGAUUUAGUAUUCAUUGUAUAUGACCUCGAUUGAUCUAAUACAAUGCUAAAGCAGACAAGUCUUGUAGUUUAAUAAUUCCUUCGACUUUUGCACAGGUUGCAAUAAAAUAAAUAAGAUGUUAAAAAUGUCGCGAUUGGUUGGUCUUUGUCGUGUUUUGCAAAGUUCUUAUGCACGAACAAACACCUUCAGUACAAAGCUUUUAGCUGCUGUAAGCUCAGUAACUGUGUCGCCUCUACAGCCAAGUGGGACUUUGGGACUGGAGAAUCGGACUUUCUCACUGAGCGCACGAUAUAUGAAGAAAGCAAACACAAAAGCCAAAAAGCAGAAGAAGUCAAAGAAGGUCUUGGCUGAUGAUGAUGAUGAUGAGGUGGAGAUAGGAGCAGUGGUGGACAUGGAUACACUCACAGAAGAAAUGGAGCAAGCACUAGAACACAUGCAAAAGGAAUUCAUCCAAAAUGUCUCCUUAAGACCAUCAACAGCUGCAUAUGAACAUUUAAUAAUUGAGACGUCGGAUGGAAGAUACCCUCUAAAUCAAAUAGCUCAAGUUGCCAUCCAGGGACCUAUGAUCAUUAUUAAUAUGGCUAUAUCCCCACAGUACAUUAAAAAUGUGGAAGAUGUACUUAGAGAAAAUCUGAAUGUAAAUCCUCAGAUGGCUGGAACAACAUUAACUCUGCCUGUGCCUAAAAUCACCAGAGAAUACAGACAAGAGAUGGUAGAGAGGGUCAAAAAGAUUGCUGAGAACUCCAAAGAUGUGAUACGACAUAUUCGUUCCAAGUAUGUCAAAAAGCUUGAUUCUAUAAAGGACGUCGAAUCAGAUGAUACUAUUUUUGAAUAUUCCAAAAAGAUAGACUCUAAAACGAAGCUUUACGUCGAUAAAAUUUCUACUCUAGCAGCCAAGAGGAGUAAAGAAAUAAAUGCAUGACAGAGAUUUUGUAUACAAUAAUUGUUACAAUUAAAUGAAAUGAAUAUA